Messenger RNA from Phytophthora nicotianae INRA-310, 843 nucleotides. RefSeq lists its product as hypothetical. Lineage: Eukaryota; Oomycota; Peronosporomycetes; Peronosporales; Peronosporaceae. The record is from RefSeq and is a predicted model, not a curated record. The coding region runs from base 1 to 843 and encodes 280 amino acids. The transcript has a single exon.
AUGCUUCAGAACCGAUUAUUUGUCGCUCCAGAAGAUCAUGAUCAAGUCGAAGAGGAGAUCGAUGAACCUUUUCAACGUGAGUCAAUGGCAGUACAUCACAAAUUAUCAAGUAAACUUUCAUUGGAAGAGUUUCUAGCAGAUCGAUCAGUGCGAAAACUGGAUCUGGAUGCACAACGUGCACUUCUUGAUACCUUCUCGCAGCAACAAGCUAAGACUGCGCCACUGUCACCACAUAGAGUGGCUCAAAUGACGGCACGAUUCCGAGUAUUCGAGGAGAAGAAAGCUCGUCGACUUAAAGCCAAGAGACGAGAAACGGAGACGCUAGAGAACAUCGAGUAUCACUUCACGCCAACGAUGAACAACAAGAGUCGACAGCUCACCAGUCAAUUCCCAACGUUCGCAGAGCGUCAAGCCACACUCUUAGCCAAGAAACAGCAGCAGCGAGCGAGACUGGAACGGCAACGUGAACAGGAAUUGACUCGUGACAGAGCCAUCGAUCUCCAGGAGAGUGUGAAAACUCCCUGUAUUUGCAGUCACGGCAACACCAAUCGAUCUGAAAGCUGCGACUUAAGUCCGUCAAAAGCUUCUGCUUCUCAUGCCGAUGGAGUUCGCCAUACUCAGGCCUGUUUGCGGUUCAUGGCCAUGUGCAGUAAGAUGAACGCGUCAUUCGCUAUCCAACGCAAGAAAGACAUGAUGAGGCGAUCGCUGGACGAUUUCAUAGCUUAUCAAGAAGCAAAGAAGCAGCGACAACAAGCGCGUGCUGCGAUUGCAAAGGCGAAAGAGGCCAAGGAGAUAACGUUCACGCCGCGGAUUAAUGCAAAAUCUGAAAAGGUAGGAACGUAG